UCCCACCCUCCGUGCGAAGCAGCCGCUCGAGUAGAGACGCACACAGCGGAGUUCGGUCCAUCUCUGCUCGCUGCUAGCUAACCCCGCAGCAAGGCCACUGCGGGAAGAUGGCGACGGAAAAACAGAAACACGAAGGAAGAGUUAAAAUUGGACAUUACAUUCUCGGAGACACACUCGGAGUGGGGACGUUUGGAAAGGUUAAAGUGGGCCAACAUGAGCUGACCAAGCACCAAGUGGCCGUGAAGAUCUUGAACAGGCAGAAGAUCCGCAGUUUGGACGUGGUGGGAAAGAUUCGCAGGGAGAUCCAGAACCUCAAGCUUUUCAGGCAUCCUCACAUAAUUAAACUGUAUCAGGUUAUUAGCACCCCUACAGAUAUCUUCAUGGUGAUGGAGUAUGUCUCAGGAGGCGAGCUAUUCGACUACAUCUGCAAAAAUGGAAAGUUGGAUGAAAAGGAGAGUCGUCGACUGUUCCAGCAGAUUAUUUCAGCAGUAGACUACUGCCACAGACACAUGGUGGUGCACCGAGACCUCAAGCCUGAAAAUGUGCUGCUUGAUGCACACAUGAAUGCCAAGAUUGCAGACUUUGGAUUAUCAAACAUGAUGUCAGAUGGAGAGUUCCUGCGAACAAGCUGUGGUUCUCCAAACUAUGCUGCUCCUGAGGUCAUCUCAGGAAGGUUAUAUGCUGGACCAGAGGUAGAUAUCUGGAGCAGUGGGGUCAUUCUCUAUGCCUUGUUGUGUGGGACGCUUCCCUUUGAUGACGACCACGUGCCAACGCUCUUUAAGAAGAUCUGCGACGGGAUCUUUUUCACCCCGCAGUAUCUGGACCCUUCAGUAAUAAGCCUCCUUAAACACAUGCUGCAGGUGGACCCCAUGAAAAGAGCCACCAUCAAAGAGAUCCGAGAGGAUGAGUGGUUCAAACAGGGCCUACCAAAGUACUUGUUCCCUGAGGACCCCUCGUACAGCAACAACAUGAUUGAUGAUGAGGCUCUAAAGGAGGUAUGUGAGAAGUUUGAGUGCACAGAGGAGGAGGUCCUGUCCUGCAUAUAUAGUCGCAACCAUCAGGAUCCAUUGGCUGUCGCCUACCAUCUCAUCAUUGACAAUCGUCGCAUCAUGAGUGAAGCCAAGGAUUUCUACCUGGCGUCUAGCCCUCCUGACUCUUUUCUAGAUGACCAGCACCUGACCUCGUCUGGUGCAGCUGUGGCCGGCAUUAUCAAGCCCCACCCUGAGCGUGUACCCUUCCUCUUGGCGGAGACUCCUCCCAGGCCGCGCCACACAUUGGACGAAUUGAAUCCCCAGAAGUCCAAGCACCAGGGUGUUAGAAGGGCCAAGUGGCACCUGGGUAUCCGGAGUCAGAGUAGACCCAAUGAUAUCAUGUCAGAAGUGUGCCGUGCCAUGAAACAGCUGGAUUAUGAAUGGAAGGUUGUGAAUCCUUAUUAUCUACGUGUGAAAAGGAAGAAUCCAAUUACUGGGAUGCAAACCAAGAUGAGCCUUCAACUCUACCAGGUGGACAGUAGAACCUACCUCCUCGACUUCCGUAGCAUAGACGAUGAUAUGUUGGAGACAAAAUCUGGAACUGCUACCCCUCUCCGUUCUGGGUCUGUGGGCAACUACCGCACCACUAUUAAGAACGAUGCAGACGGGGCAGAUGCUCCAGCUGUGUCUAGCACUGUGCCCCUCAUCAAGGCUGCAGAAGGCUCCUUAGCUUCAUCGUUGACCUCAUCCAUCGACUCAACAGGGGGGGACACCCCAACCGUCCCUCGACCAGGAAGCCACACCAUCGAGUUCUUUGAGAUGUGCGCAAAUCUUAUUAAACUACUUGCACGAUAGCUUGCAAAACAAUCGCUAGCCUUUUUUCCUCUCCGAGUGUCUUUAUAGCAAUAAGCAUGCAACCGAUUCAUGGCUCUGUUCAUCCCGGCUGAGGAUGAAGUGAUUGUUCCAUGGCACUGAUGCAGGUUAGUGUUCCCUAAGCGGAAGGGAUGUAUACUAAGCUGGCAGGAAAUGUAAUGGUUUACUUGGAAAGAUGAAAGACAGGCUACUUAAUAGCUAAGAAAGAACAACAUUUAGGAGGGGGUUUUACAAUUUCCUGAUCAAUUAAAUAGCAAGUGUCCACAUCCCAACAAUACAUAUAUACGCAAGUGAUUACACUGAAUUUUCUGUACUGUAGCUGGUGAGCACUGCUUUCCAGUACAGAGAACAAGAUCAAGUCUUUGCCUGCAGAGAAGGAAGCCACAUGUUGAGGGUUGGGUGUUUGGGUGGUAGUCCUAUAGGAUGCAGGAAGCACUUUUGCACAAGUUUGUUUUAUUUCCUGCUGCUCUUGUUUUUCUCUCAGUGGAGAUCAGAGAGGUGGUGCAGAUGUAUCGGGGUGCUGCGCUGGCUAUAACAAGGGUUGUCAUGCCCAUCACAUUUAUUAGACUUUCAAGAAGUGCAAUGGCCCCUGUAUUUCUGUCUUGUGUCAGGGACAAAAGAAUGCUUCAUCAGAUUUGUUUGGUUUUCUUUUUUGUGAAUCUGAGUUGUCAGAGACUAAAUUGUCAUGGUUUUGUCCUUGUGUAAAAAAAAGUUUGAAUUUGUCUGUCCCCCUUUUUUUUUUUUUUUUUUAUAUAUAUAUAAAGACGUGAAUAUAUUUAUCAGUGGACGGAGUGUUGCUUCUAUUGGAAAUGGAAUUGUUUUUUUCUUUCUUUAUUGCAUCAAGAUCUUUUGCUGGAUGGUAUAUAUUUUCCUUUUUUACUGUUUUUUUUUUUUUAAAUCAAUAUCACAACUUUGUUUCCUUCAAUCACAAUUAUUCUGAUACUUGAUUGUCUUUCCAGAUAAAUAUAGCCUGCUUUUACCAUUUAAGAGGUAUUUUGCCAUGACAGUCAAAAUAUAGAAAUAUAUCAUUUUCAGUGUCGCAUAUUAAAAUGACAAGUUGAUUUUGACUAUUGUUUUUUUUUUUUUUUAGAUUAAUGAUUAGGAUUUGAGUAUGAUUACUGAGUGAAAUGCCUUUUAUCUACAUGCAAUUUGUAAAUGCCAAUCCAUCACAAGUGUAUAGGCCUCAGGGCUCAAUUUGAAAAUAAGUAGUAGCAAUUACAUGCAGUGCAUGGACAAUGUGUCUUGGCAGGUGAAUACAUCCAGAGUAUUGUCAUUGUUGGAUUUGUUUUGUUUUUAUUGCCCACACAUUCCCUUGAAGAUUGACCUUGAAGAAGAAAAAAGGUUUACAUAUGUUUAAACCUGAAACAAACUUGUGAGCUUGGAAUUGUGAAGUCCUGCUGGAUAGAUCACAAUUCUGAUGUAAGAAAAAAACAUCACACAAGCAUUAAGAUGAUAAUUGUGUGGGUGAUUUAUAUUUCAUAAAAAAUGUCAAACAAUAUCGUAUACUUGCAAGCUCACAAACUCUUGGAUAUGUCUUUGAUCAAAAACAAGAUGCGUCUCCCUCAAUUUCCUGUCCACAGUCUUGAAGUUUUAAGCAGUAUCUGUUUGGCUGCCUUAUCAUCUGUAAUGUUAAUCGGUUUUUAUGUCAUUCAAGUUGGAAACUAGUGCUGGUCAGAAUUAUUGCCACCUUUUGCAAUUUUAAGGUUUGAAGUCCACAAAUUAUUUUGUCAAUGUUGUUAAUUCACAAUUUUUAGUUAAAAAUUAGGAAUAUAUAGGAAAUUCUUAACUGCAUAAACAAAAACACAUGAUAGUUGUUGGCAAACUAUUGUAGACCUCAGUAACUGCUACCACCUUUAAUUAUGGCAAUAGAAAAAAAAACAAGCAAACUUGAACUGUAAACUAGUUUUCAUUUUCAUUUUUGUCUUAAGUCAAAUAAACCAGGUUUUAAAGAACUUUGCCUAUCUCAUUAGGAAAUCAACAAAUUGCCAAGAGUGACAAUAAUUGUGAUCAUCUUGUUUCUCUUGCUGUCCUGCGGGGCAGGUUUUGACUGAAAUAUUUAGUUGAUAUUUGACCUUUUAUGUCUCAGUUUAAAACUAGAGUUUAUGGAACAUUGUGAUCAUAGUAAAGAAACACACUAUGGUCUUUGGAACUUAUUGUAUAGGGCAGUUGCAAAUUUUGAUUACAGAACUUUACUCGGUUUUGUAGGAAAGAUGAAUGUGUGAAACCAUGACCUUUUUUUUUAUUUUACACUUAAUGGAGUAGUGUCCUAGUGGACUGUUGGCAGAUAAAUUCUGUCAGUCUGUUUGGACUGCUUCAAAGAAAUAUUUUUUGUUGGUGUGUAAAGGGACCCUACCAGAUUGACCAGUGUAAAUCUAAAUGGAAAGUGUUAAAAUCAUUUGUAUACACACCUGCCUAAUAAACUGCUUAAUUGCACACAA
Perca fluviatilis (European perch) is the source of this 4282-nucleotide messenger RNA. RefSeq names its product protein kinase, AMP-activated, alpha 1 catalytic subunit (gene prkaa1). The coding region runs from base 108 to 1826 and encodes 572 amino acids. Lineage: Eukaryota; Metazoa; Chordata; Actinopteri; Perciformes; Percidae. The transcript is spliced from 9 exons. Gene Ontology annotation, cellular component: cytoplasm. The record is from RefSeq and is a predicted model, not a curated record. Gene Ontology annotation, biological process: intracellular signal transduction; protein phosphorylation. Gene Ontology annotation, molecular function: ATP binding; protein serine/threonine kinase activity.